GUAUCAGACUUAUAGGGAAGUAAUGAUGAUAGUAAGAUAAUACCAGUAAAAAAGACAAAUUAAUGCCACAAAUAUUAACAAAAAAAUAUGAACGUAAGAAAAUAUUAUAACAAUUAGGAACAAUCGAAAUGCCACAAAGAAUUAAGAGAAUCCAUAGAUAAGAAAUAGAAAAAUCUUUAAUAACAAGAUAUCAAAACACAAAAUAUCAUACACAUAAAAGGAAAAAAGAAAUAAAAAUGGGAGGCGGAAGAAUACAGUGCCAGAAAACCAAGUCAGAGUGGGUGACAAACAGCAAAUGAUGCGAGACGCGACGACGCUGCUGGCGCAGACUGAGUCUGACUGACUGACUCGCGACACGGCGACAGUCUGCUGGUGACUAUGGAGUGGGUAGGGUGUGCUGCUCCCUCACCAGCAUCAGUACCACGUGUUGGCAUGUCGGUGGUGGUGGUUGGCCUGCUGUUCCCCCUAAUUGCUUCAGAAGGGAAUGCGUCUCUGCUCCACGAGUGCAAACUGUUAUGCACCACAACUCUCCCGAGGAAUAAUGCCACAGAAACCUUAGACAAGGUGGUGGCAUGCGAUAAGGGCUGCGCCUCCUACAGCCGCUGCCACGAGGUCAAAGGACGAAGGGCGGCUACUCUUCAUGAUAUAUCCACACUUUGUUUAGCUGAGUGUGCAGCUUCUUGCACAGAACUGUUUGGAAGUGAAGCUGACUUGAGGGCUGCAUGUGUCAGAGGAUGUAAUGGCCAACAUCAACAAAAAUAUGGCUUGGCAGCUAUUGGUGACGCACAGUUUUCGUCACAGAGACUGGAAAUCCUGGAUGAUGCAGCUACCGGCGUGGGAAUUACUGGAAACGAAACCAGAAAUGUGUCGCUGAAUAUAGAAGGCAACAUUCAAACAGACAUAAAGGCACAAGCUUCUUCAGGUCCAAACAUAAGGAAGAACAAUGUUGCUACGAAAGGCGCCAAGAAAGUGGUGGACAAAAACAUAGCCUUCAACCUACAAGGGGAAAUUACCAAUGAGACAAGUUCUGAGGCGGCUCUAGCCAUGCAUGGAAAAGGAGGAUAUGUGUCUUACGGCAAGAGAGGGAGAGAAGCUUCCCAAAAUACAUCUGUCGAUAUCCAAGGUGUCGUGUCACAAAAUGGCAGCUAUGUUGAUGUCUCCUCCCAAUACAUACCUCCUGGGGCAAAGGGAAACCUCAGAGCAGGGAGAAAGAUGGGUGGGGAGAGAAAGAAGAGGAGGAAGGAGGAUGAGGAGGAGGAGAGGGAGAUCACCCAAAAAACCAAAGCGUAUAAGGAUUAGGAAGAAAAAAAUUUUGAAAAAGAAAAAGAAGCCCAUAGCGAGUCGGAUCGAGCCAAAGAAGACUGAGAAAUUAGGAAAGAUGGUGACGGCCCCUGUGGCUACGUAGCAAUUAUGUCUAGAUAAAAGGAAGGGAAUUACUGCAAAGUCCUUAUCUUUAUUAAUACAUGCAUAUACAGUAUUUACAUUGAUUUUUUUUUUUUUUUUUUUUUUUUUUAAGGAAGCGGUAAAACUCGUUGAUUGUUGUUACUACUUCUUGUCAGAGUUUAUUUGAUGUUUAUUUAUUUAUCAAUCUAUUUACUUGGUUCCUAUAUCGAAGUACACGAAGUUUUGGCAGAUUAAGACUACCGAUAUGAUUAAAAUUAAUGACGCUUCUUAUCGGAUGCAUUUUAUUUACUGUAGUAUUUUGUUACAUGGAGAGGUAGUAUGCUUCUAUAAAGCUUGUGAUAUUUUGUUAAAAGUGGCUAGCUUUUGCAAUACACUUCCAUUUAUACAUGUGAUGUAAAAGUUAAGGUUUUUGCAUGAACUUUAAAUUUCAAUAAAUCCGAAAAGUUUGA
Molecule: messenger RNA, 1853 nt
Organism: Portunus trituberculatus (swimming crab)
Lineage: Eukaryota; Metazoa; Arthropoda; Malacostraca; Decapoda; Portunidae
Exons: 4
Coding region: 379-1299 (306 amino acids)
Source: RefSeq, a predicted model, not a curated record